This is a messenger RNA of Naumovozyma castellii, 2979 nucleotides long. It is a transcript of the gene NAM7, whose product is annotated as ATP-dependent RNA helicase NAM7. The transcript has a single exon. The coding region runs from base 1 to 2979 and encodes 992 amino acids. Lineage: Eukaryota; Fungi; Ascomycota; Saccharomycetes; Saccharomycetales; Saccharomycetaceae. The record is from RefSeq and is a predicted model, not a curated record.
AUGUCUACCAGCAUAACUGAAGAUGUUUUAAAGCCUACCAUAGAGGAAAAUGAUUUAUUUUACAACUCUGAAAGUGAUUUCGCAAAAGUAGCUCACGAGUUAGCCGACAUGGAAGAUGAAUUAGACGGCCAGGACGAAGAGACCGCCGCUCUACAAGCUGCUCAAAUGGACGCAGAUGGAAUGCACCAUAAUUUCCCUCAAGCAGAACAUGCAUGUGCUUAUUGUGGUGUGGAUUCGCCAACGUGCGUUAUUAAGUGUAAUAGUUGCAAUAAAUGGUUUUGUAAUUCUAAGAAUGGGACCAAUAGUUCCCAUAUUGUCAAUCAUUUGGUUUUGUCCCAUCAUAAUGUGGUUUCGUUACAUCCAGACUCAGAUUUGGGGGAUACCAUUUUGGAAUGUUAUAAUUGUGGUUGUAAGAACGUAUUCUUAUUGGGAUUUGUCUCUGCUAAGAGUGAAGCAGUUGUCGUCUUACUUUGUAGAAUGCCAUGUGCUCAAACAAAGAACGUUAAUUGGGAUACUGAUCAAUGGCAACCUUUAAUUGAAGAUAGACAAUUUUUAUCAUGGGUCGCUGAAGAACCAAGUGAAGAGGAAAAAUUAAAGGCAAGACUAAUCACCCCAAGUCAAAUCUCCAAAUUGGAAGCCAAAUGGAGAUCUAAUAAAGAUGCAACAAUUAAUGACAUUGAUGCUCCAGAGGAACAGGAGGAACUUCCUCCUUUACUAUUAAGAUACCAAGAUGCGUAUGAAUAUCAAAGAUCAUAUGGUCCUUUAAUCAAAUUGGAAGCAGAUUAUGAUAAACAAUUAAAGGAAUCUCAAGCAUUGGAACAUAUCUCUGUAACAUGGUCUCUAGCAUUAAAUAAUAGACACCUUGCAUCGUUUGCACUAUCAACUUUUGAAUCUAACGAGUUGAAAGUGGCAGUUGGAGAUGAAAUGAUCUUAUGGUAUUCAGGAGUACAGCACCCAGAUUGGGAAGGUCGUGGUUAUAUUGUUCGUUUACCAAACAGUUUCCAAGAUACAUUUACAUUAGAAUUAAAACCUAGCAAAGUGCCACCACCAACUAACUUGACUACUGGAUUUACCGCUGAAUUUAUUUGGAAGGGUACCUCAUAUGAUAGAAUGCAAGAUAGUUUAAAAAAGUUUGCCAUUGAUAAAAAAUCUAUCUCAGGUUAUCUGUAUUAUAAAAUUUUAGGCCAUCAAGUUGUGGAUAUUACAUUCGAUGUUCCAAUGCCCAAACAAUUUUCAAUUCCACAUUUUACACAAUUGAAUGAUUCACAAUCAAAUGCUGUACAACAUGUUCUUCAAAGACCACUUUCUUUGAUUCAAGGGCCUCCAGGUACUGGUAAGACGGUAACAUCAGCAACUAUUGUUUAUCAUUUAUCAAAGAUUCAUAAGGAAAGAGUUCUAGUUUGUGCUCCAUCAAAUGUUGCAGUUGAUCACCUUGCAGCAAAGUUACGGGAUUUAGGGUUGAAGGUUGUUAGAUUAACCGCAAAGAGUCGUGAAGAUGUGGAAAGUUCUGUAUCGAACCUAGCUCUCCACAACCUAGUUGCUAGAAGCUCUAAAGGUGAGUUGAGAAAAUUACUCACCUUAAAGGAAGAAGUAGGUGAACUAUCUGCCAGUGAUACAAAAAAAUUUGUCAAAUUGGUUAGAAGGACAGAAGCUGAAAUUCUUGCUAAAGCAGAUGUUGUCUGUUGCACUUGUGUCGGUGCCGGUGACAAAAGGUUAGAUACCAAAUUUAGAACUGUUCUUAUUGAUGAAAGUACUCAAGCCACUGAACCAGAAUGUCUAAUUCCUAUCAUUAAGGGUGCUAAACAAGUUAUCUUAGUUGGUGAUCACCAACAAUUAGGUCCAGUUAUCUUGGAAAGAAAGGCAGGUGAUGCUGGGUUAAAGCAAUCAUUAUUUGAAAGAUUGAUCUCCUUGGGACAUAUCCCAAUUAGACUGGAAGUUCAAUACCGUAUGAAUCCGUAUUUAAGUGAGUUCCCAAGUAAUAUGUUUUAUGAGGGGUCGUUACAAAAUGGUGUAACCAUUGAACAAAGAACUGUUCCGAACAGUACUUUCCCAUGGCCAAUUCAUGAUGUUCCAAUGAUGUUUUGGGCAAAUUAUGGGAGGGAAGAACUAUCAUCUAAUGGUACAUCAUAUCUAAAUAGAAUUGAGGCCAUGAAUUGUGAGCGUAUCAUUACGAAACUUUUUAGAGACGGGGUUAAACCAGAACAAAUUGGUGUUAUUACCCCAUAUGAAGGUCAAAGAGCUUAUAUUCUUCAGUACAUGCAAAUGAACGGAUCUUUAGAUAAAGAAAUGUAUGUCAAAGUGGAAGUGGCAUCAGUUGAUGCGUUCCAAGGUCGUGAAAAAGAUUAUAUUAUUUUAUCAUGUGUUCGUGCCAAUGACCAACAGGCAAUUGGGUUCUUACGUGAUCCUCGUCGUUUGAAUGUUGGUUUAACUCGUGCAAAAUAUGGGUUAGUAAUUUUAGGUAAUCCAAGAUCAUUAUCCAAGAAUAUUUUGUGGAAUCAUUUAUUACUUCAUUUUAGAGAAAAGGGUUGUUUGGUAGAAGGUACAUUGGAUAAUCUUCAAUUGUGCACUGUUCAGUUGACAAGACCAAAACCAAAGAGGCAACAAAAUAUGAAUAGUCAGUUCCAAUUAAAUAUGAAUGCUGAAAUGAGUAAAUUUCCAAAUGUUCAAGAUUUUGAUACACAAAGUUUGAUGUCAUUUGGUGGACAAGCAGGUGGAUUUAACAGUGGGUUUGGAAAUAAUGAAGACUUCUCUUCCUACUUGAAUAAUGAUUAUUGGAAUUUUGAAAAUUUCCAAACUGUGCCACCUGGAGCGGCUCCUGAUUUCAAUAAUGGAGAUUCAAUGUCCACUAAUGUUUACUCCAAGAAUGGUCCUAUGUUAGACUCAAAUUAUGCAGCAGAAUUGGAAAGAAACGGUCCAACUGGCUCUAGAUAUGAUGCAAAUGAGGGCUUAAGCAAAGAUUUUAACUCUCUUAACAUUUAA